Messenger RNA from Oncorhynchus nerka (sockeye salmon), 4390 nucleotides. RefSeq names its product synaptotagmin-2-like. Gene Ontology annotation, molecular function: calcium ion binding; phosphatidylserine binding; syntaxin binding. The record is from RefSeq and is a predicted model, not a curated record. Gene Ontology annotation, biological process: regulation of dopamine secretion; regulation of calcium ion-dependent exocytosis; calcium ion-regulated exocytosis of neurotransmitter. The coding region runs from base 154 to 1389 and encodes 411 amino acids. The transcript has 10 exons. Gene Ontology annotation, cellular component: exocytic vesicle; plasma membrane. NCBI's taxonomy places the organism in Eukaryota, Metazoa, Chordata, Actinopteri, Salmoniformes, Salmonidae.
AGAUUAACGGACAGGGGGAGAGAGAGAGCGUGACGGGGAGAGGAGGUGGUGAUCAGCAUAACAGUUCUCGCAACACCGAGGCCAGAAUUCAUCAUUUUUAACAAAAGGAAGACGUUUGGGUUUAAAUUGGGGAUUUCAAUUGGCUGAGCUGCGAUGCAAUUGGCCAGUGUGCAAGCACGGCCCCGUCGGGCGGCUGAGGAGAGAGAAGAGCCGCCUCCAGGCCCCGUCCCUCCCUCCACUCAUCACUCUGACCACCAGUUCAAGAAUAUGAAGAGCAAGUUCUUCAACGAACUCACCCACAUGCCAAAUCAUAAACUCAAAAUUCCCAUGUGGGCAAUAGGAGCGAUAGUGGUGGUGGUGCUGGCUCUGGUGGCCUGUCUAGGUUUCUGUAUCUGGAAGAAGUGCAUCAACAAGGGCAAGAAGCCCAAGAAAGCACGCGAGAGGAAAGGAGGCCGAGGCAGAAGAAAGAAGGAGGGAGCCGGAGAAGGAGAGGAGGGCAAGGAAGGAGAAGGUAAGGAAGGAGAGGAGGAGGAAAAAGAGAAUUUCGGAAAACUGGAGUUCACCCUGGACUACAACUUCACUGACAACCAGCUGAUUGUGGGUAUCCUGCAGGCGGAAAACCUGCCAGCCAUGGACAUGGGCGGCACCUCAGACCCCUAUGUCAAGGUCUACAUGCUGCCAGACAAGAAGAAGAAGUUUGAGACCAAAGUCCAGCGCAAGAAUCUCUGCCCAGUGUUCAAUGAAACCUUCAUCUUCAAGAUCCCCUACCAGGAGCUGGGCGGUCAGACUCUGGUCCUACAGGUCUUUGACUUUGAUCGCUUUGGUAAACACGACGUGAUUGGACAGAUCUCCAUCCCCAUGAACAGUGUGGACCUGGCUCAGCCACUCCACGAAUGGAGGGAUCUGGUUGGAGGAGAGAAAGAGGAGGUAGAGAAGCUAGGGGACAUCUGUAUCUCUCUGCGCUACGUCCCCACGGCCGGUAAAUUGACCAUCAACAUCAUGGAGGCCAAGCACCUGAAGGCGAUGGACUGCGGAGGCUUGUCAGAUCCCUUCGUUAAAGUUGUGCUGCAGCACCAAGGCAAGCGGCUGAAGAAGAAGAAGACAACAGUCAAACAGAACACUCUGAACCCCUACUUCAACGAAAGCUUCAGCUUCGAGAUUCCAUUUGGCCAAAUACAGAAAGUCCAAGUGUUGAUCACAGUGUACGAUUACGACAAGCUGGGCAGCAACGACGCCAUCGGGAAGGUUUGGAUCGGCUUCGGUGCCUCAGGGGUGGGCCUUCGCCAUUGGUCAGACAUGCUGGCCAAUCCAAGACGUCCCGUAGCCCAGUGGCACGCCCUGUGUCCUGAGGAGGAGGUGGACGAGGCCCUGAAGAAACCCAUCCGCUAAACGUACACUGACACGUCAUUGAACAUUCUUGUACAUGUUAAAACAAACAACAUAAGACACAACAACCCACCUGACAUUUCUGAUAAUUUUUUCUGGCACUCUCUCCUUCCUUAUUAUUCUCCAUAGAAAAUCAAAAGAAUACUUAUUUUGCAUAUGAACUAAUUGUACUCUUUGUUUUUACUUUUCUGUCCCUUUUGACCAUUUUGAUGUUAAGUUAUGAGUAUGGCUGACUGUUUUGUGCUUUUGUGUAUGAAUGUGUGCACGUGUGUCUGUGCGCGUGUGUUAGUAUUAAACCAUAGUUCAUGAAAGCUUUCUAUUAUUUAUCUCCUGAAUGUAAUGUGAGCGGUUGUAAAUGGAUGGAUGGUCAGAUAGAUUUGCAACCUUAAGUAUUUAUUUAUUUAACCCUUAUUACAGAUGAGUCCUGAAAUACAUUCGAUCACACCGACAGCGUCAUUGCAUUUUGGUACACCAGAAUUAUUUUCCAAUGAAACACUGCGUUUGCCUUGCAGUAUUGCUUUGCAGAGGCAGUUGCAGUGUCGGUGUGGUGCACACUUUGGAUUUAUCAAACAUAUGCGUCAAACUGUAUAUGUAGACAGCUUAACACGUUGUAUUUACAACUUGAGCAGCUGAGCAAAAUCUGUGGGAUGGCUGGAUAAUUUCUACGUCCUCUUCCCUCCCCACACCCACACCCUCCCUCCCUGUCUGUCUGUCGGAUGGACGCACUGGACUGGCCUCAGCCAAACAUGUGAGCAGGGAUUUAGAGAGAGAGGAGGGGGGAGGAGGAGCUGGGGAAGAUAUACAGUGCCAGUCAAAAGUUUGGGCACACCUACUCAUUGAAGGGUUUUUCUUAAUUUUACUAUUUUCUACAUUGUAGAAUUAUAGUGAAGACAUGAAAACUAUGAAAUAACACAUAGUAGUAACAAAAAAGUGUGAAACAAAUCAAAAUAUAUUUAAUAUUUGAGAUUCUUCAAAGUAGCCACCCUUUGCCAUGAUGACAGCUUUGCACAUUCUUGGCAUUCUCUCAACCAGCUUCAUGAGGUAGUUACCUGGAAUGUAAUUCAAUUAACAGGUGUGCCUUGUUAAAAGUUCAUUUGUGGAAUGUAUUUCCUUCUUAAUGCGUUUGAGCCAAUCAGUUGUGUUAUGACAAGGUAUGGGUGGUAUACAGAAGAUAGCCCUAUUUGGUAAAGGACCAAGUCCAUAUUAUGGCAAGAAGAGCUCAAAUAAGAGAAAUGCCAAUCCAUCAUUACUUUAAGACAUGAAGGUCAGUCAAUGAAGAAAAUUUGCAGUCGCAAAAACCAUCAAGUGCUAUGAUGAAACUGGCUCUCAUGAGGACCUUCACAGGAAAGGAAGACCCAGAGUUACCUCUGCUGCAGAGGAUAAGUUCAUUAGAGUUACCAGCCUCAGAAAUCAUCAAUUAAUUGCACCUCAGAUUGCAACCCAAAUAAAUGCUUCACAUAGUUCAAGUCACAGACACAUCUCAACAUCAACUGUUCGGAGGAGACUGUGUGAAUCAGGCCUUCAUGGUCGAAUUUCUGCAAAGAAACCACUACUAAAGGACACCAAUAAGAAGAAGAGAUUUGCUUGGGCCAAGAAACAUGAGCAAUAGACAUUAGAACGGUGGAAAUCUGUCUUUUGGUCUGAGGAGUCCAAAUUUGCGAUUUUUGGUUCCAACGACCAUGUCUUUGUGAUACGCAGAGUAGGUGAACGGAUGAUCUCCGCAUGUGUAGUUCCCACUGUGAAGCAUAGAGGAGCAGGUGUGGUGGUGAAAAUGUCAAUGAUUUAUUUAGAAUUCAAGGCACACUUAACCAAAAUGCUUACCACAGCAUUCUGCAGCGAUACUCCAUCCCAUCUGGUUUUUGCUUAGUAGGACUAUCAUUUGUUUUUUCAAUGACCCAAAAAUACACCUCCAGGCUGUGUAAUGGCUAUUUGACCAAGAAGGAGAGUGAUGGAGUGCUGCAUCAGAAGAACUGGCCUCCACAAUCACCCAACCUCAACCCAAUUGAGAUGGUUUGGGAUGAGUUGGACUGCAGAGUGAAGGAAAAGCAACCAACAAGUGCUCAGCAUAUGUGGGAACUCCUUCAAGCAUUCGAGGUGACUACCUCAAGAAGCAGGUUGAGAGUGUGCCAAGAGUGUGCAAAGCUGUCAUCAAGACAAAGGGUAACUAAUUUGAAGAUUCUGAAAUAUAAAAUAUAUUUUGAUUAAUUUCUAUAUAUAUAUAUAUGUAUAUAUAUACAGAGAGAGAGAGAGAGAGAGAGCAAGAAAGAGGAAGAGCUAGAUGAAGAAAAGAUGCAUGACAGAGGAGAUAAUCAUAACUGUAAGAUAUCACGUAAAAAGGGAGAUAGAGGAGAAUAUUAAUUAAUUAAGUUAGAGGGCAAGCUUUCCAAGCUCUAACUUAAACAAGUCAUUCAACAAAAUCACUGCUACUAGCAUUCAGCAGUGGCAGUUUGGUGACAAGAGUUAAGGCUCUAUUCAAUCCGUAUUGCGGAAAUUCAGUGUUACAGCGUUUGCGUUUACAGUGUUUUGAUUGAAAUUUAAAGACAAUGUUCUUGCGUUAGCGGAAACCGCAUUCACUGUAAAUGCUGCAUAUGUCGGCUCAAUCAGAAAUGACCUUUACAUUUCUAUCGCAGAAUCUGUUAUGCUUCAGUGAUACAGAUUGAAUGGAGCGUGUUUGUUUAUGUGUUCCUCCACACAUGUGAGACAGACAGUGUCAUUACUGAGCUCUCUGCAAGUAGAUCAAGCCUAUAAUUCCCUUCUGCCUGUCUAGUAUGUAGUGAUGAUUACUAGUGUCUGCUGUAAUAAUGGUUUCUAGUGUCAGGUAAUAUGUGUGUUGUGUGUUUAAACCAAUGAGUGUGUCUAAUUAGUGCUUAUACAUCUCUCCAGCAGAGGGCAUCGUUUCCCUAGUUGAGUAAUGUGGGAGCAGGAUGACGUUGGCCAGCCUAGACACUGAUACAAGGUCGAUUUUGAGUCAUUAUACUUCUCCCAGGCUCCCAAUAAAGUAAUA